Molecule: messenger RNA, 546 nt
Organism: Sinocyclocheilus grahami
Lineage: Eukaryota; Metazoa; Chordata; Actinopteri; Cypriniformes; Cyprinidae
Product: zinc transporter ZIP11-like
Exons: 3
Coding region: 16-369 (117 amino acids)
Biological process (GO): zinc ion transmembrane transport
Cellular component (GO): membrane
Molecular function (GO): zinc ion transmembrane transporter activity
Source: RefSeq, a predicted model, not a curated record
ACUGAUUUGGCGAUAAUGUCUGUUUCUUUCAGAAAUUUGGCUAUAGGCAUUGGCAUUCAGAACUUUCCAGAAGGCCUUGCCGUGAGUCUCCCAUUGCGGGGUUCUGGAGUGUCCACAUGGCGAUCCUUUUGGUACGGGCAGCUGAGCGGGAUGGUGGAGCCUCUGGCGGGGUUGCUAGGGGCCGUUGCCGUGGUGCUGGCGGAGCCGUUGCUACCGUACGCUCUGGCCUUCGCUGCAGGAGCCAUGGUGUAUGUGGUGGUGGAUGACAUCAUUCCUGAAGCCCAAGUCAGCGGGAAUGGCAAACUGGCCUCAUGGACGUCCAUUCUGGGCUUCAUCGUCAUGAUGUCACUGGACGUGGGGCUUGGCUGAGCCUUUUCAUUGGACGAAUCUUCGAAUGUCAGCUGACUGCACUGAAAAAAAAGUGACCAAAGCAGCCUUUUUUCUCGGUGUAUAGGUUUAUUAAUCAAUGGAAUAUUUUUCUACUUAAUGUAUUUUAUGUCAUUUUUUUUUGUUCUUAUUUGAUUUGUUUUAUAUGGGAACCCAUUU